Molecule: messenger RNA, 3666 nt
Organism: Symbiodinium sp. CCMP2592
Lineage: Eukaryota; Dinophyceae; Suessiales; Symbiodiniaceae
Source: the annotation of a GenBank genome assembly
AUGCCGCCAGCAGGGAGAGGAGGCUAUCGCCAACAGCGCGACGACCGGGACGACCGGGAUGAUGACGCCCGGGACGACCAGGAGCCCGAAGAAGAAGAGAGGACCCUGCCCCGAAAGGGGGACCUGGAAAAGGACGAGGCAAAGCUGCAGAUCGUGGUAAAGGACGUGGGGAGCAGCCGGAACGUCGGCCCCAGUACCAGCCUUCUACUCGCCAGCAAGACCAGCGCCAGCAGGAUAGGCGGACCGAACGGCGAGCAGAACCAGAUCAAGAUCGCAGUCGUGACAGAGACUGGGAUCAGGAUGAUCGUCGGCCCGCAGGCGGCCGUACCCGAACCCAGGCUGACAACUGGGAUGGAGGUGGAUGGAUUGAUUACUCACGGAAGUGGGAGGAUUGGCGCUCCCACAAUGCGGAUCGACGCCCUGAGAGACGACGGGAUGAUCGCCCACGAGCUGACAGAGAAGAUGCUCCCCCUCGCAGGGUUGAGCAGCAACGGGAUACUCGAGAAGAAGCUCCCCGAAGGAGGGUUGAUCGGCAGAGGGAGACACAAGAUGAUGCUCCCCAUCGCACGGUCGAGCGCCGCGAGACCAGAACACAGGGACGUCCACCGACCCCUCCUCGCAGUCCCCCGAAACGAGGUCAACGGUGGGAGGCCGACGACCGGCCCCCAGCUACGGAGAGCAGCCUUCCCGCCACCUUGCCGCGUGGCCCGCCCCAGAAAGGCUCAAGUAGCCAAACAAGAGGAGCGCUGGCAGCUACUUCGGGACAAUCUCAGGAAGCUGAGACAGAACGGGGCUACGGAACACAUGGAAUCCUUCUUCGGCCGAGGCCACUACGGAAAAAAGCACGACUCUUUUCACAAAGAAGUGAAAUUACCUUCUUAUGGGAACUGGAACUGGGCAAGCUUUGCCCACUUGCUCUGUGGAGAGCUCUACGGGACCCAGGAGACCUCAAAAGAGGGGACCUACGGAGCAGCCAUCGAGGGCUGGGUCGGGACAGUCCAUGCUGAAGAGGACCCCGAAUUCAGAGCCAUGUAUACCUGGAUCGUGGAAUCCAUGGACACAUGGGUCGAUCUCUUAAGUGAGAUCCCCAGCCAGAUGCAUGACAUCAUGGGUUGGAAGAUUACGGAACCGGAGGUGGAUCGGCUCCUACGGCACUUCUAUCCGGGUGCCUGGCACCAACAAGAGGUCCCGUCAUCCUCCUCGCAUCAGGACAGGGAAGUGAUACAUUCGACCCCUGCACAGAACGUCGAUCAUCAGAACAACGGCGAUGACUACUACUAUGAAGAUGACGACGAGGAAGACGAAGAAGAAGAGGAGGAUCAGUACUGGGGCAGAGCGGGUGCGGAUCAGGACGACACCCGACAGGGCUAUGUCAAGGAUGAGUACGACCCCGCAAGCCUGGAAGCCCUUGGCAUCUAUGAGGAGGUGCCGGAAACACCGGCCCCCGAAACAGGACCGGCCCACAGCACACUGACCGAGCCGUCGGGCAGCCUGGAGCAGGCCCCCACCUUCACCCCGUACUCCUUCGCAUUCCCGCCGACAAGGCUCAGCCACAAAAGAGACGAGACACUGUCGAAGCGGUUGAGUAAAGUCUUACGGCACGACAAGGGCGAGUUCGGCUUGACCUUCCACAAGAAUGCUACGGCAUCGUUGGAGUCAAUCACCAGGUUGGAUAUAUUCGCCCAAGUAGGGGCGACGAUAGAGGAAUUGGCAGUGAUCUACUGGAACAAAAAACAGCGGUUUCGCAUCUUGUAUGCCCGCGAGAAUGGCGUCUCCCGCAUUGUUGCGGGAGCGGUACAGGGCCACAGCCGUGAAGUGGACCCGGAGGCAGUGCAUGAUCGGGUCGACCCCAAGGAGGUCCCCUACCUACUCCACGCCACCCACUAUGAAUUCUACAAGAAGAUCUACAAUGAAGGUCUCCACCCCGGCGGGGGUGGAGGAAGCUCCUGGCGACAGCAACUUCACCUUUUACCCGAUGAGAAGGGCAGCGAGAAGUACUUUCCCACUCGCACUGACAUUGUGCUGCAUGUGACGCCGAGUUCGGCCACAGAAAGCGUGUACUACCGCUCCCAGAACGGGUACUAUCUCACGUCUGACCCCAUCGCCCCAAAGUUCAUUCAGGCCGUGACAAUUCGUGAGAGCGGGGAAAGGGUAGAGUCAACAGAUGACUCCCCUCCACUCCCAUCUGUGGUGCUACAGGCCUACCUACGGCCACAUCUAGGAAAGGCAGGCCAGCAAAUGGCCCCGGACAAUUCGAACUCUGAGCAAGACCUAGACAAGACUCUCACCAUCAACCUCCUGGCGAAGGAAUUUCCGGAUGUGGAUAGUGAUUGUGACGACAUUCUGGAAUGGCGGGACGAUCCGACGGGUCGCACUGCCCCCACAGAGGACGAUAUGCAUCACGACCUCGCUGCUACGCUCCCCAUGGAGCUUCCCUCGGAUUACCGAAUGGAAGACGACGUUGGUCUCUACAUGCAUACGGUCUCAGAUGCGCCGGCUGCUUCAGGCAUCACCACGAAUGAGUUAAAGGAGUACUUGGCAACGGCGCAGUCCGAUGUUAUCUGUCUCCAAGUCGCCCGCUCACUCACGGGCAUCCCCCUUCGAGCAACACUCAUUGUGGCAGGGGACUUCCAGGCGGAAGUUAGCCCGGAGGCCCUCGACCCGGACGCACUGGGGAUGUUCAUGGAAUCAAAUGGGCUCGUUGCCCUCAACACCUGGCAUGGCGCUGCCAAGCCUACCCAGUUCAAUCAGGCUCCCCAAAACCAGGUGGGUACGAGCCAAAUAGAUUACAUCAUGACACGCACGGUCACUGCGGAUCCGCGAGCAAAAUUCGUGAAAGUGGCGAAACCGCCAAUUGGCACGUGGCGCCUUCACAUAGGCCAUUACAGCCUUGCUACUGAUAUCCGCAUCAUGAACCAUUACCUGCUUCCCACCCGUCGUCCGGCACAACCGGCAUACAAUAAAAAAGAGCUUGAUGAAGCCGUUCGCAAGGGUACGGAACAGGCCAGGGCACUGGAACUUGAAAUCAAGACAAGGGUUGAGCUCCUCCCACAGGACUCCCCUCACCUCAACCAGGCUAUCAUGCAGGCUACGGUUCGCUAUCGCAUGGCAGCCAAGAAGGCACAAAAACAAUGCUAUGCUGACAAGCGACAGGCCACGCUUGACCUCUUAGGCCAAGCUGAAGCAGCAGCCACAAGUGGAGACCAAAGGAAGGUAUACCAAGUCGUCAAGCAGCUCGCACCAUGGGCCCCUCGGAAUAGGGUAAUGCUCAAGGAUGAUCAAGGCACGCUGCUCACCCAAAAGCAAGAGCACGACUCACUGGUCAGCUACAGCAGGGGCCUCUUCGCUCCUCCACAAGAACAGCCCCGUAGAGAGGGUGUCAUACUCCCCCUCAUCUUCACACUGGAGGAGGUCUACGGCCAACUUCGAAUAACUAGUGUAGGCAAAGCGGCUACAGUUCUGGCGGCCCUCAUCAAGGAGCGGCUUUACGCCGUCAUACGGAGACUGGGUGCCCCGGACGACCUGAUAGCUGCGGUGAUAGCACUACAUGAUACGUCGUCGUACCACCUCCAAGACGACUUCUACGAAACGAAAGUGACGUCCAUCAACUGGCGGCUCUUCUUGCACAGGUGCUCAAAGUCAUGGCUGAGCUUGGACUCCAUGUGA